Messenger RNA from Olea europaea var. sylvestris, 871 nucleotides. RefSeq lists its product as uncharacterized. Lineage: Eukaryota; Viridiplantae; Streptophyta; Magnoliopsida; Lamiales; Oleaceae. The coding region runs from base 267 to 629 and encodes 120 amino acids. The transcript has 2 exons. The record is from RefSeq and is a predicted model, not a curated record.
AAAUUUCUCUCCCACUGAGAACGACGGCGAAGGAGAGCAACCUGUGGUCUACCUGUAUUUAUCUGUAUCUAUCGUUGACACGGUACAAAUAAAUAUUAUAUGUAAAUGAGAUGUGCACAAACUGGCAGCCAUAACUCUUUUUCUUCUUCUUCUUCCUUAAAGCUCUCUCUCUCCAAAUUCUACACUUUAUCUCUCUUUAAAUCUUUGCCCUUUUGAGUGACUGAUUUUUCUUGAUUUGGUUUCAUCAAAUCCAAGCUUUGUCGACAAUGGAGACUGUGUGUUGUAUGUGCGGCGAUGUUGGCUUCUCCGACAAACUCUUCCGCUGCAGCAAGUGUCGCCACCGCUUCCAACACCUGUAUUGCAGCAAUUACUACAGUGAAUUGUCAGAGCCUAUUCAAGUAUGUGAUUGGUGUCAAAGUGAGGGAAAAAAUUCAAAACAUGGCGGUUCUUCAUCAAGAAAAUCCAUGCAGGUUAACAAUGAUUCGACAACAGCUAAUUAUUCAGGUAACAAAAUGAAAAAACAUGAUCGUGAAGAGGGUUCAGAAAAAGCUGGAAAAAACCCGAGCGGGACGCCUUCUCCCCGGCCUACUACACGGAGGUACAAGCUUCUCAAGGAUGUAAUGUGCUGAACGAACUAAUGAUAUGAAAAGAUCAGCUAGCUGGUUUCAAACUCAAAAGUCCUAUUUUUUCUACUAGUAGUUUGAUUAAAGUUGUUUUCGAGUGAUCGUUGAAGUGUUUGUAGUCCAUAGUAUACUGUCAUCUUAAGUCGUUUUUCAUGUGGUAUAGUUUUAUGGUCUGUGUUUCCUAGUCACAAGUUGUUACCAAUAAUGAAAUUUUUAUAAAAUAAUUGUUCGAAUUUGCUAAAGUUAUU